Colletotrichum tamarilloi is the source of this 618-nucleotide messenger RNA. RefSeq lists its product as uncharacterized. NCBI's taxonomy places the organism in Eukaryota, Fungi, Ascomycota, Sordariomycetes, Glomerellales, Glomerellaceae. The record is from RefSeq and is a predicted model, not a curated record. The transcript has 2 exons. Bases 1 to 618 code for a protein of 205 amino acids.
AUGUUGAAUGUACUGUUGCCGCUCUUGAUCUUUACUGGAACUAUUCGUGGCCUGGAGGAAUUGCUGAAGGACCGUCUUGUCUUCGCAGCAAACAUACUCCUCAAUCUUGCAGGCUGGACGACAGCCAUCUCUUUAUACAACUGCCCAACCCCUCAAGGUGCCAAUAGCGUCAACCUUGAUCGUCUCAUCAAGGUCCCGGCCAAGGCUGUCAACGUGCCUGUCGCCAAUCUUGCCCUCUACCUUGCUUCUCUACCCCUCCAAACUUCUGACCGCUCCUAUGAUGAAUCCGAACCCCGCCCCGCCCCGCCUUGGCUCCCCCCUCGACUGGGACCCCUCCGAAAACCCCCUGAGAGUUGUGCCUAUGGUGCCUGUGUGGUGGCUUUGGUGCUCUGUGCAACCACAAAGAAGAUCGUCACCUCAACUCAAAACACACCUCACAUCACCCACGACAACCACAAUGGAGUACGUAGUAGCCAAUACAAACACGCCUUUGCUACAUCUACGACGACAUCGUUACGCCAGACCGCCAGCAUAUACCGGGGACCAUCACGCCAGUGGCGUACCAUCGUGUUCCAGCCCUCUGAAGCUUCCCAGGCUAGCCCAAGGACCCUGGACUAG